ACCUUUCUUUCCUCUGUAGAGCCCUUUGUUGCGUCUUUUCACCUUCUCUUGAUAGGAUUUUUGAAGCACUAGACCUAGAGAUCACAACAUCCUUGUGUUUCCCUUCUGCUUCUUUCUCUUUGGAUAUGGAAAAUCUCACGUUGGAUUGGAUGAAAGAGUCAGCAGACACUGUGGAAGAUGAUGGAUUCUAUGAGGAGAUUGAGGCACCGAAAUUUGUUGAUUUCACAGCCCCUGAUCGUUCUCGGCCGGAUGGUCGCUCCUGGUUCUGCGUCCGUGUCGGAUGUGACCAAAAUCAUGAGGAAGUAGAUCCUGAUGCUCUAUACAGAAGUUUCAUGCUUCGGGUCAUGGCAGCAAGGAGCCCCAAUGUAGGGCUUCGAAAAGCAUUAAAUCGACAAGCACCAAGAUCAAUGGUAAAAUGUCCACAUUCUGCACCAGCAAAGUCAGCUAAGGAUAAAAUAAGUAAAUUUAGCACUAUCACUUCAGUUCCAGAAAAGAUGGCAAAAACUAAGCUGAAGGACCAUCCAAUCUCUACUUUGAGAUCAACUCCAAGCAAAACAAAGGCAAAAGUGCAACCUUUUCCAAGCGAAAAGACAUUGACAACACCAAGGAACAAAAAAUGUUCAACAAAUCAAGAACCAUUUCGAAGUGAGAAGUAUCAGAAGGUGCCAAUUGGAGCACCCAAGAAUAAAAGUGUGGCGAAGGCCCUAUUUCUCAACAACCCAAAGAAAACAGAUGAGACUAGAACACCUUUAAAGUGCCAUGCCCCUGUAUCUGAGGUUUGUGGGGAGAUGAGGCCUAACAUUCGCAGUCGAACAAAGAAUGUACCUAGCAGGUACCUUUGCAAGCCAUCUACUGCAACAAGUUCGAAAAGAACUGAAGAAACUGCUCAGAGUUCAAAGAAGAAAAUGGAGGGUUGUUCCCAGAUAUACAAUCCCUCCAUGCUUCGAGAAGGGAUUCGGAGCAACGCUAAUGACACAGGAACUGAUGGAAAACUAGGAAAUCCAAGCAUCCUGGCUGCUGAUGUUGAGGAACGUCUCCCAUCUUCAGUAGUUUCCUCUGUUAAAGAGUCUUUGCAAUCAGCAACAGCAGAUGCUCCAACCUCCAAUGAGUCAGAAGCACCACAAAAUCCUGAGGAUAAUUUAGAAAACAAGGUCUCCACACACCAAGCUUCCAUCCAAGCAGCUACCGAGACUCGAGCAGUGGAGAAUGCUACUGACCUGGAUGACAAUAAAGAAAAUGCUUCAUACAGUGAUAGAGCCAGAGACAUAGAUUCGAAUGCGACAAAUUUUGAAAACAAGAACUUGCAGUCGGAGACCUGUGAGAAUGUUCCUCAUAAGGCAAUCAGAGCUCCAAUUAAGUCCCUUAAGGAACAUUCUGAUCAAGGAGGAAAGCACAAGAGAACUACAAAUCCAAAGCCUUUCAGAUUUAGAACCGAUGAAAGAGGGAUUCUCAAAGAAGCAAACCUGGAGAGAAGACAGAUUGGAGCUCAGAAAGAAACCACAACAACCCUCAGGCAUGGAGAAGGAUUGCAGAACAAUGGGAAGGCUUUCCAUGGAUUGGUAAAGCAAACUGCUCCUGGUAAAGGUGUGCACAAUACCCAGCCUAAUCUAUCUAAAGCUCGCCGCAAGUUGCCCAUGCAGUCAGCCAUUAGCAAGGGAAAAGCAUCAGGAAAAUCUAAGAACAAGACUCAAGAAUUGGUGACGUUAAGACAAACUGCCAAGUCUAUAAGUGUGACGGCUUCGAGGAAGGUGCCAACAACAUCUCAAUCAGGAAGAGAGAACCACAAAAUCAAAAUUGCCGCCAUGAGUACAAAGGAUAAGAGACCUAUCACAGUUCCAAAAGAACCAAAUUUUCACAGGAUCAAUCUUCCAAAGAGUUGCACAAAGAAAAUAACCUGAGAUGGUGACAAAUUGACCACAGUGUCUAUUCUUUAUUCAUUUGUUCAAGUGAAUACAUUUGAGACAUUUGACCCAUAUAAUGAGAAAUGAUCCAUUGGCUUGCUGGGUGAUUAAUCUAGUACUUUGUUCA
Messenger RNA from Elaeis guineensis (African oil palm), 2028 nucleotides. RefSeq lists its product as uncharacterized. Lineage: Eukaryota; Viridiplantae; Streptophyta; Magnoliopsida; Arecales; Arecaceae. The record is from RefSeq and is a predicted model, not a curated record.